Paramuricea clavata is the source of this 379-nucleotide messenger RNA. NCBI's taxonomy places the organism in Eukaryota, Metazoa, Cnidaria, Anthozoa, Malacalcyonacea, Plexauridae. The record is from the annotation of a GenBank genome assembly.
AUGGCGAGCAUGAGAGAUGUGGAUACAGCAAUGUGGCUUCACAAUAAGUUAUCUAGUGACGAUAUGUGGUCAGGAACCAAUAUCUGGUCUUUCUUAACUACAGAUGUUUUAAGAAAUAUCCAAGAUUGUUUUCAUACAUUAGAUUCUCAAGUGAAAAUCAAGCUCCUCAUGUCAUUUCUCUACAUACCAAGGAGAAGUGCCCAGGAGAUGAGUUCCGAAUUAAAUGAUAUUUUAGAAAUAGGUUCUGGUGAUUCUGAUGAUUGGGUAAGAAUUCUGUCAGAAAUAUUGAGAACUUAUCCAGAAACUGGGAGUCUAAAUAUUGAUUUGGAAAAUGUUAGUCCUGUGUUUGCUGCCAUUGUUCAAGAUAUUAGACAAAUAU